AUGUCUCUUGAGGUGAAAGAGAAAACACAGGUGCGUAUUGUAUUUUUGGGAGCUGCAGGUGUAGGCAAGACUGCUCUGAUCCGACGCUUCCUCCAAGGUACCUUUGAGCCAAAACACAGACGCACAGUGGAGGAGCUGCAUAGCAAGGAGCAUUACAUUGGUGGGGUAAAAAUGACCGUGGAGAUCUUGGACACCAGCGGCAGCUACUCAUUCCCUGCCAUGCGAAAGCUCUCCAUCCAAAACAGUGAUGCCUUUGCACUGGUGUACGCCGUGGAUAACCCCGAGUCGCUGAAUGCUGUCAAACGCCUCCGAGAUGAGAUUCUGGAGAUAAAGGAGGACAAGCAUGCACCGAUUGUGGUAGUGGGGAACAAGGUGGACCGAGACAAAGAGCGCCAGGUGUCUACCGAGGAUGUGCUCGCGACUGUGGAGAUGGACUGGAACAACAGGUACCUGGAAGCUUCUGCAAAGGAGAAUGUCAACGUCGUGGAGUUGUACACGGAGCUCCUGAGGCAGGUUAACCUGCCCAGUCGACUCAGCCCGGCACUACGCAGACGCAGGGAAACCUUUCCAAAAGAUACACAUUUCCGGCCACCCAUGAACAAGACAAACAGUUGUAUUCUAUCAUAA
Messenger RNA from Menidia menidia (Atlantic silverside), 627 nucleotides. Lineage: Eukaryota; Metazoa; Chordata; Actinopteri; Atheriniformes; Atherinopsidae. The record is from the annotation of a GenBank genome assembly.